Messenger RNA from Miniopterus natalensis, 1542 nucleotides. RefSeq names its product coiled-coil domain containing 102B (gene CCDC102B). The record is from RefSeq and is a predicted model, not a curated record. NCBI's taxonomy places the organism in Eukaryota, Metazoa, Chordata, Mammalia, Chiroptera, Miniopteridae.
GAGUGGCCUCGAGGCUGGAAAUAAUCCUGUUGGCCAGGCCCCCGGAGCCACACAGAUGAGAAAGCGAUGCAGGAAACUCUGUUGUUUACACGUGUCUGUAACGCUGAGCCGCUGACGCAGCCCCGAGAGCCCAGAGGGCCUGAGAAGAUGAAUUUAGAUGCCAUUUAUCGGUUAAUUGAGGAAACACAAAUCUUCGGGUUGCAGCAGCCAUCGGUUAAGCCACCGGGGGACGCUGUAGCGCCUGCCUCGGGCCCCCGGGACACCUGUGACUCCCGUUGGCCACUUCAUGGGCCACAGUGUCAUGCGGCGCACAGCUCCUGGGCUCGCUGCAGCGACACCAGCGAGUGGGACAUCUGCGAGGAGCUUCGCCUGCGGGAGCUUGAGGAGGUGAAGGCCAGAGCGGCGCAGAUGGAGAAGACCAUGCGCUGGUGGUCGGACUGCACGGCCACCUGGAGGGAGAAGUGGGGUCAAGUCCGCGCCGAGAGGAACAGCGCCAGGGAGGAGGGGAGGCAGCUCAGGAUGAAGCUGGAGAUGGCGGUGAAAGAGCUGAGCGCUCUGAGGAAGCAGCCGAGGGCCCCCCAGCACAGGGCGGCUCUGGAAGCUGGGGGGGCCCGGGCCCAGGCGUGUCCGCGCGUCACAGACACGCCCUGUGCACCAGGGGACCCCUUUCCCGCGGGCUCACACCCACGUGAGUCCGGCAGAGAGCGUCUGGGAGACAGAGACUUUCCCGCAGAGACCUCAGACAGCUCGGAAGGAGGUUUGGUUCUUGACCCAUUAAGGUUAAAUGAGGAGGAGAGGCCCCCCCUGGGCUGUCCCGAUGCGUUGGAGAAUGGUGGCUCCGAAAGCUGCCCGGGGGAACCUGGGCUCGGGCAGGCGGGACCUGAGGCUGCAGCUCUGCGGGGCCGUUUGCACGCGCUCCAGACAGUCUUGCGGAGGGAGAGGCGAACGCGCUCGUCUCUGGAAAAAGAAAUUGAGCGGCUGGAGGCAGCUGUGUCUUCGUGGAAACAGAAGUACGAAGAACUGAGAGACUGGCCGGCCGCAGGCAGGACAGAGCUGGAGCGAUUGCAGGCGGAGGGUGCGGCGGAGUGGGACCAGAGGGCCAUGCUUGACACAGAGAAGCAAGGACUGGAGAGAGAAAACAGAAGGCUCCAGGGCCAGGGGAGAGAGACGGACGAUCUCCUCAAGAGGAGAGAGGCGUUAAGUGCAAACCCCCAAGGCCCUGGUUUCAAGACGUCGCAGGAUGAACUGCAGGAGAAAAGCAAGGAGCUGUUGGACCUUCAGCAGGCCUACCGUCGGCUCCGCGGCCACCACCAGGCGAAAAGCGCCGAGCUGACCCUGGCCACCCACCGCGCGGCCCAGAGCGCGGCCGAGGUGACGCACCUGCGACUCCGCAUGGGGGACCUGAAGCAGAGGCUCGUCCAGAAGGAAGGCCAGCUUGAUGAUGUCCUGAAUCAGAUCCGUAAGCUCCAGAGAUCUCUAGAUGAACAGAAAGAAGCCAAUGAGAACUUGGAGGCUGAACUCAGGCACUUACAGAACCGGUAA